CCCUAUAAUAAAUGCAUAGGGGAAGAUAAUUGGGAGUGAGGGGCGGGUCCACUUAGUAGCCACUAAAUCAUACACAGAGACAAUACCUUCUUGUGAGACAAACCUCAGAGGCCUGGGAAGACACUGGAGGAGGUGUUCACACCAGGUAUCUGUGCCUGCGUUAUCUCAAUUAACCCUCAUUCAUAGCAACCCAUAAAGUGUUAUUUUCCUCAUUUUACAGACAAGGACACUGAAGCACAAAGUGACUUGCUGAAGAUCACCUAGCUAAAUAUUUAGGAUUCUAUGUCUCACCUCUAGCCCUAAGAAAGGAUGUUCCUUGGGGAGCAGGACAGGACUGGUUCUAGACCUGAGGCCUGGCAAGGCAGCCUCCCCAGGUGGGCAGAAGUCUUGGAGGACCUAAGUCAGGUUCUAGAAGAGGGGAGAGGAAAUGGGCUGUCCUCUCCCAGCUGGUAAACUUUCUCAGCAGUGGGGGAUGGUAGUGGAGGGACCAUUUGUCCUCAUUGGGGCCCGCAGGGUCAGUGCCCCAUCUCCUGCCCCCCUUAUCCCCCGGUGCAACCUUUAACCCUCCACCGCCCAUGCACGAGGCUGCCUGCCCUCACUGCAUUCUCCAAAGAGUUGUCUGAGCCACAGAGUGGACAGCGGCUGAUUAUGAAGAGCGGAGGCCCACUGGCCACUUCGCGUCUGCUGCUGCUGCUGCUGCUGCUGCCGCUGCUGCCACUGCUGCUGCAACUGCCUCACACCCACCAGGGACGGCCCCUGAGACAUACUCUCCCCACCCAGAGGGCCCAGGACCCUCCUGCUGUGCACCUUGGCAAUGGCCUAGGACAACAGCCUGUCGCUGUCACGACCUUUGACCUCACCAAGAUCAGCAAGUAUCAAACCUCCUCCUCCUUUGAGUUUCGAACCUGGGAUCCAGAGGGAGUGAUUUUUUAUGGGGAUACCAAUCCUAAGGAUGACUGGUUCAUGCUGGGACUUCGGGAUGGCAGGCCUGAGAUCCAGAUGCACAAUCAGUGGGCCCGGUUUACAGUGAGUGCAGGACCUCGGCUGGAUGAUGGGAGAUGGCACCAGGUGGAAUUAAAGAUGGAUGGGGACUCAGUGCUGCUGGGGGUAGAUGGGAAGGAGGUGCUGCACCUGAGACAAGUCUCUGGGCCCCUGGACACCAAAGUCCAGCCCAUCUUGAGGAUUGCCCUGGGGGCACUGCUCUUCCCCGCCUCCAACCUGCGCUUCCCGCUGGUCCCCGCCCUGGAUGGCUGCUUGCGUCAGGGCACCUGGCUGGGCAAACAGAUCCAGACCUCAGCCUCUACCCCUGCUAACCUCAGAAGCUGCGAUGUGGAGUCACAACCCGGGAUAUUCUUCCCUGCAGGGACUCAUGCAGAAUUCAGUCUCCAAGACAUUCCCCAGCCUCAUGCGGAGCCCUGGGCCUUCUCUCUGGACCUAGGACUCGAGCUAAUGGCAGGCUCAGGCCACCUCCUUGCCCUUGGGACACCAGAGAACCCUUCUUGGCUCAGCCUCCACCUCCAAGAUCAAAAGGUGGUGCUGUCUCCUGGGUCCGGGCAGGGGCUGGAUCUGCCCCUGGUCUUGGGACUCCCUCUUCAGCUGACACUGGGUGUGUCCAGGGUGGUCUUGAGCCAGGGUCUGAAGACUGAAGUCCUUGCUCUGCCUUCCUUGGGCCUUGGCCCCAUCCUCAACCUCUGGGCUCAGCCUCAAGGGCGACUCUUCCUGGGGGCUUUACCAGGAGAGGACUCUUCUGCCUCUUUUUGCUUGAAUGGCCUUUGGGCACAAGGCCAGAGGCUGGACAUGGACCAGGCCCUGAACAGAAGCCAGGACAUCUGGACUCACAGCUGUCCUCGGAGCCCAGGCAAUGGCACUGACACCUCCCAUUAAAGCCCUACCUAAGAACUCC
Messenger RNA from Lemur catta (Ring-tailed lemur), 1903 nucleotides. RefSeq names its product sex hormone binding globulin (gene SHBG). The coding region runs from base 649 to 1884 and encodes 411 amino acids. The record is from RefSeq and is a predicted model, not a curated record. Lineage: Eukaryota; Metazoa; Chordata; Mammalia; Primates; Lemuridae. The transcript has 8 exons. Gene Ontology annotation, molecular function: steroid binding.